This is a messenger RNA of Benincasa hispida (wax gourd), 3565 nucleotides long. Lineage: Eukaryota; Viridiplantae; Streptophyta; Magnoliopsida; Cucurbitales; Cucurbitaceae. The record is from RefSeq and is a predicted model, not a curated record.
UUUUUUUUUCUUUUUUUCUUCUUCUUCUUCUUCUUCUUCUUUAGGAUCUUCCAUCAAUCCUAACCCAAAAGCUCCUUCCUUCCAAUUCGAUUUUGUAUAUUUCCCUUUGUGUUGUGUUUCAAAAAGAAAAAAACCUUAGAAUAUAUGUUUUUUUCGUUUUGUUCUGUAUAUAUAUAUAUAUUUAUCUAAUUUUUUUGUAAAUAACUUUUGUGAAUGGUUGGUUUUCAUUUUCCCCUUGAGAAACCUUCAACAUCGCUGACCAGAGAAAUAAAAAAGACACAAUUUUUCUGUAAAAAAAUUGAAAAAAUCCCCCUAACCCCACUAUUUCAUCUGCGUUAGUUUCAAUUUUUUUCUGUGCCAUUCAAGCCUUUUUAAGGCUUGUUUUGGUCACAUUUCAUGGCUACCGGUGGCUGGUGUGGUUUAGGCCCUUUGUUGUUUCGUAAGAAGGCUUAUGGACUCGAGACUCAUUCUUCUCUUCCCUUUUCCAUCUGUCCUUUGGGGAAGUGGGUUUGCUUAAAAAAGACAAUGAAAAGCUCUUCUUACGUGUUCUCCAAGUCAUACACUAAGAAGCCAAAGCCAUCCAAAGCUGCUAGAAGUAAGAAGUCUUCAAGAUGCAAAGAUAAUUUUGUUCAAAUGAUGGAACUGCGGAAGAAAAUCGUGAUUCUCAGAGAUAUCAUUGAUUUACCUCCUUUAGAACGCUCUGCUUCUAUAAAUGAGCUGGUGGUGGGAACGAUGGAAGAUCUUCAAAAGCUUUAUCCCGAAAUCAUUUCGGUUAUCCAAUAUUCCGAAAUGAAGAUGACAUGUAUCGAACAGAAUCUUGCCCAUUUCUGCACUGCACUGAAAUCAAUUGGUGAAUCGUGGAUGCUGAACCAUGAAUGGAGGGACAAAUCGAAAUAUAAUUUGUCAUCAUAUCAGGAAAACGCCAGCUUCAAAGAAAUUGUUGAAUCUGUGUUGGCUAUUAUUGAUUGCAUCGUUAGUAUGGCCAACGAAAGGUUUGAUGUGAUGGACGAAUUUGUUAAUUCAAAGGACUCCUCUUAUUCAAGAACUAGUUCCUUCGGUAAGAGCUCGAGCUCGACGGAUUCCUGCUCUGAAACCAAUAGCUCUUGUUGCUCUUCUCCGGAAACUCCGACAUCCGUUCUUACAAACUUUCGCAACAGUGAAAGAAAAUCAUCUGAAAAGGAGAAAGUCUCUUGUAGUUCUCCCCUAUUGUGGUCUCUUAGAGUUCAAGCAGUGGAAAAACUGAACCCCAUUGAUGUGAAGCACCUUUUGCUUCCUAGGUUGUCUCACUGUGGAGUUAAUGUCUGCCCCGCCCCGACCGCAGUGGCGAUCGUUGAGGAAUCAAUGAUGGAUGUAGAUGACAAGCUCACCUCUGUAAACACUGAUGCUGCUGAUGCAAAUGAAGAAAUGGAAGUGUGUGAUGUUAAAGAAGAGAAGGAUUUGAGCUGGGAAGCUAGCCAAGAGGCAGAUGGAAAUGAAGAACUUGAAGUGAGUGAUAUCAAAGAAGAGAAGUUGAAUUUGAGCAGAGCAAACAGCCAAAAGGAUAUUGCUGAGAGAACUGAUGAUUUUGUUUCCCAAGUUGCUGCAACUGUUCAAGAAGUGCCUGCAUCGGAAUUACCAAAUGUUGUAUCAAAGCCAUUACCGCCUCUACCCGUGGUGGCUCCCCCUCCCCUGGCACCGCCUGCACGUGCUCCGCAACCCUCUGUAGUCAUCCUGCAACUGCCAACACCACCAGCAUUUCCUCCACCUCCACCACCUCCACCACCACCAAUGAUGCAACAAAGUGCAGUAUUCGCUCAACAACUUUCACAGCCACCUCCUCCACUACCGCCACCAAUGAUGCAACAAAAUGAAGUAUUAGCACUUUCACAGCCACCUCCUCCUCCACCACCACCAAUGAUGCAACGAAAUGAAGUAUUAGCACUUUCACAGCCACCUCCACCACCACCAAUGAUGCAACAAAAUGAAGUAUUAGCACUUUCACAGCCACCUCCUCCACCACCACCAAUGAUGCAACAAAAUGAAGUAUUAGCACUUUCACAGCCACCUCCUCCUCCACCACCACCAAUGAUUCAACAAAAUGAAGUAUUGGCUCAACAAAUUCCACAGCCACCUGCUCCACCAUCACCACCACCAAUGAUGCAACAAAAUGCAGCAUUGGCUCAACAACUUUCACAGCCACCUCCUCCACCACCUUUGCCUCAGAUGAAAGAACAGCCUGCUGCAGCAGCAGCGCCUGUUGCGCCUCCUCCACCCCCACAAUUGUUAAAGGUAAUCGAAACGGUGAUCAAAGUUGGCGUACCACCACCACCACCACCACCAUCAAACGUUACUGGAACAACGGUGAGAGCAGGCAUACCGCCACCUCCACCAAUGGCACCCUCGAACGGGGGUGCAGCUCCAGCACCCCCUCCUCCAAUGGCCCAAGGCAAUGGCUUUGCUCCACCACCACCUCCUCCAGGUGGUGCACUUCGAUCCUUGCGCCCCAAGAAGACCUCUACUAAACUGAAGAGAUCUCAUCAAUUGGGAAAUCUUUACCGGACACUCAAAGGGAAGGUGGAGGGAUCCAACCAAAAUCUUAAAUCGGCUAACGGAAGAAAAGGCAGCGUCGGGAGCAGUACCGGAGGAAAACAAGGAAUGGCUGACGCAUUGGCAGAGAUGACAAAAAGAUCAGCAUACUUUCAGCAAAUUGAAGAUGACGUUAAAAAACACGCAAAAUCAAUCACAGAGCUUAAAUCUUCCAUUUCAUCUUUCCAGUCAUCAGACAUGAACGACGUACUCAUUUUCCAUAAGCAAGUGGAAUCAGUACUAGAGAAUUUAACUGAUGAAUCACAGGUACUAGCAAGAUUUGAAGGAUUUCCUACAAAAAAGUUGGAAACUAUGAGAAUCGCAACAGCUUUAUAUUUAAAGUUAGAUGCAAUUGUUCAUCAACUACAGAAUUGGAAGUUUGUUUCUCCCAUGGGACAGCUUCUCGACCGAGUUGAAAGUUACUUCUCUAAGAUCAAAGGAGAAGUUGAUGCACUCGAACGAACCAAGGACGAAGAAUCAAAGAGAUUCCGGAGUCAUGGUAUUCAAUUUGAUUUCAGUGUCUUAAUACGGAUCAAGGAAUCAAUGGUGGAUGUUUCUUCCAGCUGCAUGGAGUUGGCUCUGAAGGAAAAGAGAGAGUUGAAAGCAGCAGCAGCAGAGAAGACACAAAAUGGAGGCCGGUCCGAAAAUUCGAAUAAGGCAUAUUCUAAGAUGCUAUGGAGGGCAUUUCAAUUCGCAUACCGAGUUUACACGUUUGCCGGUGGACACGACGACCGUGCUGAUAGGCUGACCAGAGAAUUGGCUCUAGAAAUAGAGAGUGAAUCUCUUCACCUAUGAUUCUCUCCUAUCUCUUUUGAAGUUGUUUUCCUCUCCUUUCUUCUUCUUUUUGGAUGCAAGAGAAAAAAAGAAAAAAAAAAUUAAAAACACUGAACCAUGUGAGAUCAGUGGUUGGUUUUACACCAUAUCUAGCAUUUUACUGUGUGGAAUGGUAUAUUUGAGUAAUGUUUGGCACUUAUGUUGAAUUGCUUAACCUUUUUUCCUC